AUGUUCUUCUUUGUUACCGAUAGGCUGUCUUGUAUAUUUUUAAUUGGAGCCACCGGUAUUCCUUGGGCAGUCGUGAUGGUACUACCAUUCACUUUGGUGGGAAUGGGUUCUUCACCUUCCGAGAGUGGUUUCCACAUGGGAGAACUCAACAUAUUCGUUGUUAUACCACAGCUUUUAGUUUCACUUGGAAUUAGUUUUAUAAUAUCUUUGUUCCACAACGAUGUUGUAUCAUCUCUUUUAACUGGUGCAAUAUCAUCACUCAUUGCGACUCUUCUUGUAUUUAGAAUCAUUAUUCCACAUGAGAUUCGACCAAAGGGUGUCUAUUUUGUUUUUAUUGGUUCAACCAAAUUCAGUCACAACAGUCAUCCAUCAUAUCAUCAGUUACUCUCUACAAGUGGAUGA
This is a messenger RNA of Heterostelium album PN500, 402 nucleotides long. RefSeq lists its product as uncharacterized. The transcript is spliced from 3 exons. The coding region runs from base 1 to 402 and encodes 133 amino acids. The record is from RefSeq and is a predicted model, not a curated record. NCBI's taxonomy places the organism in Eukaryota, Evosea, Eumycetozoa, Acytosteliales, Acytosteliaceae.